Molecule: messenger RNA, 984 nt
Organism: Phragmites australis (common reed)
Lineage: Eukaryota; Viridiplantae; Streptophyta; Magnoliopsida; Poales; Poaceae
Product: auxin-responsive protein IAA25-like
Exons: 4
Coding region: 95-826 (243 amino acids)
Biological process (GO): regulation of DNA-templated transcription
Cellular component (GO): nucleus
Molecular function (GO): protein binding
Source: RefSeq, a predicted model, not a curated record
ACAGUCACCCCAACAGCAUAAAGACCCACAAGCUCCUCUCUCCUAAACACUCACCCCUUAGUGGUAUGUGCUAGAGCUGCAGCUUGGCAGAGCCAUGAAGCAUAGCGCAUCGGUUGCGCCAAGCCUGAAACUGAAACAGGAGCAGGCAGAUGAUGGUAGGCUGCAGGGAAGUGGUCUGAACGGUCUCGAGCUCAGGCUCGGCAUCUCUUCAGACAAUGGCACUAGUUCAUGGCUUGGUGUUGGAGUGGACUCUUGGAGCCUUGCUGCCAGGCAAGAGAAGGCAGCCUUGGAGCAAGCUCACCAGAGGCCUGAUGAGUGUGCUCUCCCAAGAGACAGCCGCGCCGCCGCACCACCUCAACCGGUCGGAUGGCCGCCGGUGCGCGCGUUCCGCAAGAACCUGUCCACCGCGAAGUCUGCAGACUUGGCAGAGUUGAAACCAGGCUCCGAAGACCAUUGCGGCGGCAAGAGGCCGGCGGCGACCAUGUUCGUGAAGGUGAACCUGGAGGGCUGCGCCGUCGGGAGGAAGGUCGACCUGCAGGCGCACCGCGGGUACGGGUCGCUGUCCCGCGCGCUCCAGAGCAUGUUCCAUGGCUUCCUCUCAGAUUUCCACUGGAGGAUCACAGCUAAAAAUGACGACGACGACGACCGGCAGCAGCAGCAGCAGCAGCCGGAGACGAGGAAGGGCCCCAAGGCGUACAUCCUCCUGUACGAGGACAACGAGGGCGACCGGAUGCUCGUCGGCGACGUGCCGUGGGAGUUGUUCAUCGCCUCGGUGAAGAGGCUCUACAUUGCACAGGACCCUCGGGCGCAGAACAAGAGCAACUAGCUUUAUACACUGCUGCUGGUGCUAGUGCCAGUGCCAGUGCAGUUAGCAUAGGAAGUUUUGCUUGUGUAACCCAGGCUUGGUGAAUUAUUAAUUAGCUAAUGCUGAUGGAUAUAUAUUAACACCAAGGGCUUUAAAUAAGUAUUUAACGUGCUAGCCAA